This is a messenger RNA of Fimicolochytrium jonesii, 1927 nucleotides long. RefSeq lists its product as uncharacterized. Bases 91 to 1647 code for a protein of 518 amino acids. The record is from RefSeq and is a predicted model, not a curated record. Gene Ontology annotation, cellular component: small-subunit processome; box C/D methylation guide snoRNP complex. Lineage: Eukaryota; Fungi; Chytridiomycota; Chytridiomycetes; Spizellomycetales; Powellomycetaceae. The transcript has 4 exons. Gene Ontology annotation, molecular function: snoRNA binding.
GGCACGGCUUUUUCUGCAAGGUAACAUUGGACCUUCCUUUGCAUUGGCCAUUAAGCACGGCAACGCAGGUCAUACACAUACCAGCGCAACAUGUUGGUUCUUUUCGAAACUCCUGCGGGGUACGCCCUCUUCAAGCUUCUCGACGACGGGAAGCUGAAGAAGCCCGAUGACCUCUACAAAGACUUUGAGACCGCCGACUUGGCCAACAAAGCCGUCAAGCUAAAGGCGUUUGCGAAAUUCGAAAACACAACCGAUGCUCUGUCUGCGGUCACUGCGCUGGUGGAGGGAAAGAUGUCGAAGAACUUGAAGAAGUUCCUGGUGGACGAAUUGAACGAGAAGGACCUGAAGGACCAGCUUGCUGUUGCGGAUGCUAAGCUAGGAAGCGCCAUUGCGAAGAAGUUGAACAUUAAGGUCAUCUCUGACGCUGCAGUAAACGAGCUGAUGCGUGGAAUCCGUUACCAGCUCUCUUCCCUUAUCUCCGGACUGUCGGAAUCGGACAUGAACGCGAUGGUCUUGGGUCUGUCCCACUCUCUCUCCCGAUACAAGCUGAAGUUCUCCCCCGACAAGGUCGACACUAUGAUCAUUCAGGCGAUCGCUUUGCUGGACGAUUUGGACAAAGAGCUGAACACAUACGCAAUGAGGGUGAAGGAAUGGUACGGAUGGCACUUCCCGGAAAUGACCAAAAUCAUCGUGGACAACUUGGCCUACGCGCGGACCGUCAAAGUCAUGGGUUUCCGGAGCAACGCUGAGGCGACCGACCUCUCCACAGUGCUCCCUGAAGAGCUGGAGCUCGAGCUGAAGGAGGCGGCUAAGGUCUCGAUGGGUACCGAAAUCAGCGACGAGGAUAUCGAAAACAUCACGUUGCUCUGCGACCAGAUCAUCAGCAUCACCGAGUACCGCACACAACUAUACGAGUACCUCAAGAACCGCAUGGCCGCCAUCGCACCCAACCUUACAUGCCUGGUCGGCGAGCUCGUCGGCGCCCGUCUCAUCGCCCACGCCGGGUCCCUCCUCAACCUCUCCAAACAGCCCGCUUCCACCGUCCAGAUCCUCGGCGCCGAAAAGGCCCUCUUCCGUGCAUUGAAGUCCAAGCACGAUACCCCCAAGUACGGUCUCAUCUACCACGCAUCCCUGGUUGGACAGGCCGGCCCUAAGAUCAAGGGAAAGAUCGCUCGUGUCGUCGCCACUAAAGCUGCUCUGUCUAUCCGUUGCGAUGCGCUGGGUGACACCGACACACCCAACAUCGGUAUCGCGGCUCGGGCAAAGAUCGAGGCGAGGUUAAGACAACUGGAAGGAAAGGCGGUCCGGGCGGUCAACUCGUCGUCGGCGAAGGGCAAGCCUGCGCAGAAGAAGUACGAUUUCGCGGCGGGUGCAUCAUAUAACGCGGCAUCGGACGCUGUCACAACAACGCCGUCGAAAACGGACCCUGACGCUGCCGUGGAUGGAGAGGUAUCGGCGAAGAAGGAAAAGAAGGAGAAGAAAGUGAAGAAGGAGAAGAAGGUCAAGAAGGAGGAGGUGGAAGAGGCUGACACGCCAGUCCCAUCCCCAGAAAAGAAAAAAAAGCGAAAAGCAUCCGAGGUCGAAGACGACGCCGCACCACCCGCCGACGCCGAAAAGAAGAAGAAGAAGAAGAAGGAGAAGAACUAGAAAGAACAGUCCCCACACACCAUCACCACCCACUGUUAACUUAUAGCCCCUCUGCUCUAGCUUCCCGCGGCGCCUCCAGGUGCAUGCGCUCUGCAACAUCCCCCACACACCAUCACGUCACCCCAUUGCUGCUGCAUCUCGAUUUUAUCUUCAUAGCUUUUUCGGAUAGUAUCCUUAUAGGGCGGAAGCCGUCUGCGCCGCUUUCUCACGGUUUCGUUUUUGCUUUUUCCACUUGUACACAUUAUGUUAUUAUUAGGAGCAUCCAUCUUUUCAUCGAUCG